Messenger RNA from Podarcis lilfordi (Lilford's wall lizard), 184 nucleotides. Lineage: Eukaryota; Metazoa; Chordata; Lepidosauria; Squamata; Lacertidae. The record is from the annotation of a GenBank genome assembly.
GGGUUGUUCAUCCCCAGUGGAAAGAUGCAGCCCACUCACACAGGCAAAGUUUGCAAGGCACGGGGUGCAAACCUACCCUAUCUGCACCUUGUGGAGCAGGGCUGCUGGAAGCUGCUGGCGAGUACUGGACCAGAUACCAGCAGCAUCAAAGAGCCCCUACACUGCCUGGCUGUCUUCCAAGCAA